AUCAGUGGUUUGUUUAUGUGUUCAUUGCCUUCAUUCUAAUUUGAAUACAUGUUAAUAGAUAUGUAAACAAACCACUGAUAGCUGUCAAAAGGUGAACUUGAUUCAUCGACAGUUCAUUCGAGUGGUCAACGUGCAAAACCUAAUUAGGUUUUUUACCGUCACAGCUAACCUCAAUCGGAUGAACACAUUUUGACAGUUCAGCAGUACUGUUUGUAAACAGAGAUUUUUUUUGUUUGUUUAUUGACAAAUUGGAUCAGACCAUUCACGGUUCGUAUCGCUCAAAUAAAGUUUCAAAACAUUUGUUCACGAUUGAAUACGGUUUGUUUUUGAAAUUUAUUAAAAAAGUGACUAGUUGCAAAGUGUAAAGAUGAUUGUUUUAGAUGUGCUCUUCGAUUUUUGUUUAAGCUUGUUUGUAAACAGUACCGCUGAACUGUCAAGGAUGAAUAAUUGUUCAUUUGUGUCGUCACGAUAAAAAACCUAAUUAGGUUUUGCACGAUGACGACACAAAUGAACUGCCGAUGAAUCAAGUUCAUCUUUGACAGUUGCCGUGUUUGUUUUGUUUUGCAACUGUAAAUCGAAAAAUGACGAAAAAGGGCUUGUUAAAAACGUGUUUCACAGUGAAAAGAACUAAAAAUAUUGCCCUGUAUGUGUUUCCAGCAUCAAGGAGCGAUAUUUGUAUAAAUCUGUUUAGUGUAAGGCGACUUGCAUUUUUUCAAUUCAAACGAUGAACCUCUGAUGAACUUUUAAACUGUAAAAAAAUACAUGUCAACUGUCAAAAAAAGUACAUUUUGUAAGGUUAUGACAUGUUCGUGCAAAACCCAAUUAGAUUUUUUAUCGUGACGUCACAAAUGAACAAAAAUACAUCCUUCACAGUACAGCGGUACUGUACUUACAAACAAGCUUAAACAAAAUCGAGGAACAUAUCUCAAACAAUCAUCUUUACACUUCACAACUAGCCACUUUUAUUUGAAAAAUCUUUGAAACGAACCGUAUCGAAUCGUUAACAAAUGUUUUUAAACUCUAUUUAGGCGAUAUGGACCGUAAACGGUCUCAUCCAUUUGUCAACAAACAAACAGAAAAAAAGGCUGUUUACAAACAGUACCGCUGAACUGUCAAAAUGUGUUCAUCCGAUUGAGGUUAGCAGUGACAAACGAAUGAGACUGUUCGCGGUCCAUAUCGCCUAAAUAGAGUUCGUUUCAGAGAUUUAUUUAAAAAAAAUUGGCUAGUUGUGAAGUGUAAAGAUGAUUGUUUGAGAUGUGUUCCUCGAUUUUGUUUAAGCUUGUUUGUAAAUAGUACCGCUGAACUGUCAGGGAUGAAUUCUUGUUCAUUGGUGACGUCACGAUAAAAAAUUUAAUUGCCGAUGAAUCAAGUUCACCUUUGACAGCUGCCGGUGAUUUGUUUUGUUAUACGACUACAAAUUAAAAAUUGAAAAAGGGCCAAAUUAAAGCGUGUUCCACAGAAAAAAGAACUAAAAAGAAUGUCCUGCAUGCGUUUCCAGUAUCAAUGAACGAUAUUUGUAUAAAUCUGUUUAGUGUGAGGCGACUUGCAAUUUUUAUAAUCCAAACGAUGAACCUCCGAUGAGCUUUUAAACUGUAAACAAACCACCGGCGGCUGUCAUGUCUGUUCAUUUUGUGAGGUUAUGUCAUAUUCGUGUAAUUGGAAAUGUAAACCAACCAUCGGUGCAUGAUAAACAUGAACUUUAUUCAUUAUGAGUGCAUUUGUGAUGUUUGUCUGUUUUAAAACCUUAUUAGAUUGAACAUGUAAACAAACCACUGAUAGCUCUCAAUGACGUUAAUUAAUUUCUAAAACAAAUUGGGUACUACGGAAACAUUUUUUAAUAUUCUACGUUUCGUUUUUGUCUUGUCAGUGCGGAGCAGUUCAUUUGUUAUUGCUAGAGCAUACUUAGAAGUUCAAAUUAAACCGAUAAGCGCACAUAAUUUAGGUGUCAAACUUUUCGCUUGGUUAGUGUUUGCAUUAAAUUGUUAACUCUGCACCGGAGAGUCGAAGACGAUACGUAAACAUAUUAUUUGAUGUUUAUUCAUCUAAUUUGGUGAGGUUAGAUAUCUAUCGAAGCAGAGUUCAUUUGUAAAUGGGAACGAAUGUAUUUAGAAUAGAAUCUAAAGGAUGUCACCUCACCAGGCAGUUCGGCAGUUACGAAAAUUAUGCUAAAAUCGAGAAUUACGCUGGACUUACGAAAAUUUUACAGAAAAAUUAUUCUUUUGCAUGAAUAUUAUUUGUCGGUUGGUUUCACUAUGAUAUUUCAAUAUACACGGAUUCAAAUGGCAACCUUAUAACUCAUACGAGUUAUUCUUGAAACUGAAGAACAUUGAUAUUCGCUAUAUGUGUUGUCUGACAAUAGAUUUGAAAAGUUGAUGUUACAAAUCGGAGCCUAAAAUUGUCACUCAUUCUGAAUAAAAGAAUCCAAUCCAACUGUCUCUAAUAGGUUUUUAGACUUUCUCAUAUAGAAAGGCUAUGCAAACGACUUUUUUUUACCGAGGCCCGAAGUGCCGAUUGUCAUAUACCAUUCGGCUCAGCUCGAUGAACUUAACAAAUGUUUGUGUGUGUAUGCAUGUGUGUGUAACAAAAAUGUGCACUCGAUUUUCCCGGAGAUGGCUGAACGAAUUAUCACAAACUUAGAUUCAAAUGAAAGGUCUCUUGAUCCCAUAGGAUCGAACUUCUGGUUCGGGAGUAACGGGGUGAAAUGUGCGUGAAAUGAAGAAAAAGUGCACUCGGUUUUCUCAGAGACCAUUCAACCGAUUUUCUUCACUUUAGAUUUAAAUUAAAGGCCUUAUUUCUUGUCAUUUUUGUCUAUUUUGAGGCAAUAAGAAUGACUUUGAUGGGCACUGUUACGAAUGAAUCAUGAAUAAAGUUCAUGUUAAACAGCAGAGCAACUCUCGAAAUGGGUAACAUUGUACUUCGGAAACUGUGAUUUUUACAAAAAAAAUGAAAAACCUGUUUUAAUACACCUAGUGGUGUAAUGAUGCCUUUCUCAUAUCAAUCAUACUAUCAUAUAUCGUACUGUGGUAUUCUUCAAACUAUUUUCUUCGAUUCUUGAAAGAACAACCGAAAUCGGAUUGUUUGACCGUCUACUGAUCAAAAUUAUCAAUUGGAGAAGAUUUGAGGUCGAUUUAGACAUUUUUUUUACGAUUUUUCGCCCUUUUUCAGUGAUGGUAUAAUGUUUUUAAUACACUUUACCCUAUAUCUCCGGAUCCGGAUCCGGAUGAAAUUCAGGAAUAACGUAUGGGACCGCAGAACCUUUCAUUUGAACUUAAGUUUGUGAAAAUCGGUCGUGCCAUCUAUGAGUAAAAUUAGAAAACAUAUUUUCAUAUUUUUGUACAUUUUACCCCAUAACUCCGGAACUGGAAGUCAGAUUUAAAUGAAAUUCAAGAAUUUUAUAUGGGACCACUAGACCUUUCAUUUGAAACUAAGUUUUUAAAAUCGGUUCAGCCAUCUCCGAGAAAAGUUAGUGCAAAAAAACGUUACAUACACACACAUACACACACAGACAUUUUGCGUAAUCGACGAACUGAGUCGAAUUGUAUAUGACACUCGGUCCUCCGGGCCUCGGUUCAAAAGUCGGUUUUCACAGUGAUUGCAUAACCUUUCUAUAUGAGAAAGGCAAAAAGUGAUAAGAAAACAACGCAAAAUUUUGACAGCUCUGUUACACACACGGAUGCAGUGUGUACAGAAAUAUUCACAUACGAAAUAAACAUAUGUACAAGCCACGGUCGAGUUUGUUGAGGCUUCCAAUCUUAACUUCAAUUUUAUGGAAUUCCAUAUAUUCCACAGUUCACGGAUUAUGGUGAUUUACGGAACAUUCGAAAAAAGCUGCGCGACAAACAGACAAAACAGUUCCUGAGUUGAGUUUUCUUGCUAAAAAUCUCUACAAGAGCUGAUGCCCAGAAACUACGCCAAUACAUUCACACUUUGAUUAGACUCACGAUAGUACAUGAACAGGUGGCGAGAUUUUUCUAUAUGUGAGUUCGGUUGUCAUUUUUUUAAACAAAAAUAUAUGGAAAAGAAAAGUGUAAACAUUGAGCGUUUCGGGAUCAUCCGUCAAAUCACGUUCGGUUGCUACGUUUUGUUUCGAUGUUUAUUUGCGUCGAUCUCGGCGCCAUACUUAAUUUCGUAUAACGCCAUCAAUGUUAAUUCUACAUCGUGGAUUAUACCUUUCCGCUACCUUUAAAAAAUAAACAGUACAUUCGUUCUAGAAAUCUACUUACACAAUAGCAUCAUUAAAACUGUAAAACUGUAUCUCGAGAAUGAUUUGCAUGAUAUUUUUGUAUUUCGUUUUUGAAUUUUCGCUCUGCGACAGCGUAGAAAAUGGUAUAUCUUCUAUUUGGAACAAUAGCUGUUUUCCAAAGAUGGUAGACAAAUAUUUUCGUGUUUUGUUUCAUCAAAAUGAUUUGAUAUAACUAAUACUUUAAAACAUUGUUUGCUGUAAUUGCAGUCAUGAGCAAUAAAUGCCAAAGCGUUAAUUAAUUAUAUCGUAAUUACUAGAAGUUUAAAACAAUUCUAUCAUUAAUUUCUGUAUAGGCUCAAUGAAAGGUUUAGCAAAGAGGUUUAUUAUGUACUAAUUUUUCAGUGAUGUUAUUACAGUUGACAGUUGUUGAAACUUCUGAAACUGUACGUCUGUUUAACGGCUCAAACGGAACAACAGAGUUUUGCAUUAAGCAGAUCAAUUUUACCUGCUAUGCACUGAUGAGUCGAAGACGAAACGUAAACAUAUGAAAACCGAUUAUGUGCCCAAUUUGGCUAACCCCUGAAUGGUCAGUUAACAGUUUUUGAUGAAUGUACUGAAACUUCAGCUCGACAAACCUCAACCAAUUUUUGUUAAGACUCGGUAAUAAUUAUUUAGUGUGUAAGCUUAAGCUUUUAGGUAGAAAUCCAUCUUCUGGUCAAAAACAAAAUUCUAACUCUCUGUGAGAAAACUCUGUGAAAGAUGUUCGUCUUACACGUACUUCAUAAUAUUAUUGAUAUUGUCGAUCAUUCAAGUAUUUUUGUGUAAUUCUAAUUCCCUAAUUUAUGAUUGUUACAAUAUCUUAAACUUCUUUUUAAAUGUUUGAAAGUUUUCCAAAUAUUGAUGCAUUGCUAUCAAUGGUAUUUCAAGCAAUUGUUAUUCCCUAUUUAAUCAAAUCUAUAUCAAAUUCGAAAGCUGUCAGCAUUUUAGAGAGUUUUGUUGUUUGAGUUGAAAUUCAAAAAAUCUCUGAAGCCAUUACCGUUAAAAAUUUUUUUCUCAUUUGAACGAAUUGAUGUCUUUUGAAACCGUAAAAAACUACUACUACUACAAUAUCAUAUAAAGUUUAAGUUCUUUGAAAUCGAUGUGCUAUGAAACUGACAUUGUGUCAAACCCUUAUAAUGAUCUCAUUGAUGCUUUCAACAUCUCUUCAUAUUUAUCAUCAAACUGUGAGAUUCCUUCCGGUAGUAAUUAUUCCAUCUAUCAUCCGUCAUAAAGCAAACAGUAGACGCAUACACAUAGAAAUGUGCGAUCGGCCAUCCGAAGAACACGGAAACAAAGCGGCAUUAAAUCAAAACCAUCAUUCUUAUGAUGUCAACAAAUUCCGAACGCAAAAGUCACCCAACGCCGGUGGCUCGCCAUGUCAGCUCGAACAAUCAUAGCAGAUCCUUGGAAUUGCCUUCGGCGACGUCACCAAGCAACCACCGCCGCCAGUGUUCGACGGCGAUCGCUAGCAUGGAAGGUGUAAGAUCACUUGCACGAAACAAACACAUCUACCGAGAUGACGGUGAUGAUGAUGAUCGUGAGUUCGAUGACGGCGGCUGCGAUCACAAGUGGCAGCCUGGACGUCAUACCGGCGGUGCAGCUGGAAGCCAAGACAGUAGUGUGCAGCUGCUCGGCUUGGACGACGGUGGUGUUCGCGAUUGUGUGCAAACCGGUGACUGUUGGUGUCCUAAUAACAUCUACGAGAAUGUGGCAAAUGCGACAUUGAAACGGCUGGAGUUCGCUAGUGAUUACGGAAAACUGAGAAAGUGCGAGGAAAAUAUCUACGAGAAUAUUUGUGAAGACUGCGGUCGAUUGUACAGUGCGGAGAAAUGUGCUUUCUGUUCGGUGGAAGACGAAAUCGAAGUGGAUCGUGUGAAAAAGUACAGCAAAUACAGUGCCAAAUUUCAUGAAUUUUUCGGAAAUUUUCGAAUUAAACCCGUCAAGUUCGGGGGAAGCGGUGGUGGUGCCACGAUCCAAGGCAAACGAAAACUGUGCAAAAGUGAUAUCGUGCAUAAUGUGGAUGGUUUUGAGGAUGUGUUUCGAACCAAUAAAUCGUUCGACCUUGGCGAGAUCUGUCGGAUGCGGGAUGAUAACCGAUCGGAGACGAUCGGGGAUGUGAAUAAGGAUCGGGAAAACCAACAAACCGGAGUGGAUCGAGUGUCCCGGCCCAAAAGCGUUGAUCAGUUGGCACUGGAGGAGAACAAUUCGAACAAAUCGUCCGUCGUCAGUCACGCGAUAGCAGCGGUAAUUGCGGCCACGGAGGAGAAAGCACGGCAAAAAGUGAGAAGUGCCAGUGAAAACUUGAUCGAUUUUUCCUCGGGACAAAAAAGUGAGAGUAUUUAUGAAAAUUUGGUGCCUGUCAGUGAUCGGUGCCGGUUGGUCAACGAUUUGAGUGCAACUGAUGCGAUAAGUCUACUACCCCCAGCUUUACCAGUGCCACCGUGUCCACCACCAAAACUACAAGCGCCACCACCACCACCAGUCAGUGAGUGGAUGAGAUCACUGCUGUUCGAAGCGGCAGAUUAUUCUGACGACUGUGAGGUGACUUAUCACGUGAAAAGCAUUCCGUCCGUUACGUUCAAUGAUGUGAGUGUAGGUUGGAGUGGUUUUGCCGGGAGGUCUCACGAUUCGGUGAACGAUAGUGACCCGCGUGAUCUGCGCUAUCGGAUCGAAGAAUUUUGUCGGAACGUUAAGAACAAUCAGUUGGAUCAGCAGUGCAAGUUGCAACCGGAUGAAACAAUUGCAGACCCAGUCGUGAUAACCUUUGGUUCUGCGGUGUUCGAAGACACUGAAACGUUGCAGGAACAAAGCCGUGAUUCGGUGGCUGCGGGAGAUAAAUCCGAGUUCGUUUCGGGUCUGUUGAAUAUUUUCGAUUCCGUUCUGAAAGGCCAGAAAGAAGACACCGAACAAAAUGCUGCCACUGAUACGAAUGGCCAUGCCAAUGACGUGAUAAGGCUAUAUCGAGCGCAGGUAAAUGAGUGCGAUAGUGCGGCAGCGGCGGCGGCGGCAGUUGUUGUGAGCUCCUAUCGGUUAUCGCAGCGCAAACAGCGCUCGGCAAGAGUCAAUUUAAAUUGGUUACUGGUGCGAAACCAUUUGCUGGAUGUUAGUUUGUGUCGGGUUGUGAUUUCGUACGAACGUCGAUUGAAAGUGUUCUUGCUAGUUGACCAAAUCGGCAGGCUUUUACCGAACCUGGGCACGGUGCUGAACCGGCACAAGACCUAUCUCAGAAUCAUGGGUGACAGUUGUUACAGUUCGCACAGCCCGUUGCGGGAAACGGUCGAAAUUGAUCGUUACUUUCGGUUUCUGGAAAGCAACGAAACCGUGAUUAAUUUUGCGACAGCCAAAAGGCGCCGGCGUCGCCGAGGUGAACCCCUCAUAACUGCCGAUCUUCAAAGUAAUUCGUCCAAUGAAAUUAGCUGUAGCAGUACGACCAGUGGAGUACAUUCCGACUGUGGAAUGCCAGCGGAGGAACACAUCUAUCAGCCGAUUUGGGCUUGCAAAACCGAAGGCUCCGAGCCUGUUUAUGAAUCUCCUCGGGAACACAUCUACGACUAUAUCAAACUACAGUCGGUACGGGAUGAGCACGAGUGGAAGGUGGUGGAUGAUUUUGCCUUUUCGAAGAAUAAUCGGCGGACGGCGGCGCUUGUUAGUCACCGGUCGCCGCCACCGGUCCCGAAUCGUAACGUACGUCAUCCCCUUGAUCGGUACCGGAAUGUGUGCGUACUCUACAAUCCGUCAGAACCCAGUUGCAACCGAAUCGUGUACGAUUACCGGCGUGAUUAUAUCUUCGAUUAUCGCAACAGAGGUGACGAAUCGACGGACUCCGGUGCGUCAUCGUCCGGGGAAGAAGAUGUGGAGGACGAUGACCUGGAAUUUUGCAAUAGCUAUUCGGAAUCGGAUGCCGAUGAUGAGGAGGAAAAAACGGUGGCACAGGGAAUCUAUCGGAGUGACAUUCCCAGUAAACACAGCUGCUACUCGAUACCGGAUUGCGUCCAGUAUUGGAAGUUUAUGUUGCUGAAUGUGAACUACAAUGAUGACGAGGAGGAUGUGAUUAUGACUGAGAAAACACUAUCGGUAAUAGCAGAAAACGUCGAUACUAGCCAAUUACCUCCCGAAGGAAACAGUAGCCCUAAAGUAGUUCCCCAAACACCUCCAUCGCCGUCGAUAACGAAUCACUCGCACGGUCCUAAGUUCACCGGUACCCUGAAAAGCACAUCGCAGAUUCCCAUCUCGGUAGAGCUCAGCGGUGUGUACAAACCAAAGAGCAUCGAAAAUCUGGUGGAUGUCAGCUCUCAGGUAAAGGAAAAAUCACCAACCCCGGGUAAGCGGGAACGAAUCCGGAAUAAUUUGAAAAAUGUUCUGCCACUCAACUUCUCGUGGCACUCGGAAGAUGAUCUGGUUUUCGGAAUCGAGUUGCACCAGGUUGAGCUGGAUGAGAGACAACAGGUGCCUCGGUUUAUCGUGGAAGUGGUGGACAUUCUGGAGAAAACCGAAUGCCUCGAAACCAGUGGCCUGUACCGAGCGUCCGGUAACAAAAACUCCAUCGAAAACAUCAAGAAGAAACUGAACGAAAAGCGGUCACUGAAAAAGUACGAGUUCCUCAAGAAACAGGACGUUCACUCGUUGACCGGAUCCUUAAAGCUAUUCAUUCGGGAACUGAAAUCACCGUUGAUACCGAAGGACGUUUACGAGCAGUGUGUUCAGAAAACCAAAGAUGAAGCCGAAACCAUUGAAAAUAUCAAAUUAGGAUUAGACCGAAUGGAAGUUAUCAAUAGAAAUACACUAAGGUACCUUAUUCAGCACUUGAAAUGUGUCCAUGAGCACAGCCAUGUGAACAUGAUGAACUCGUCUAACCUGGCCAUCGUGUGGGGAGCGUGUCUUUUUGCUUCCACGCUGGGAUUGAUGGAGAGUUACGAGAACAACGACUUAGGGAGAAUCAACACGCUUGUGAAGCAGUUGAUUGAUCAUUAUAGUAAGAUUUUCAACAGUGAUAAGUAAAGGACCAUUAGUCAACUGACGCACUCUUUUUCCGAUUAGUUUUUGCUCUAUAUAUAAUAAUAAUUUCACCAUAGUUUAAGACGUUGUUAUAGUUUUAUAUUGUUAUACAGAAAAUAUUCAGAACGGAAACUCGUUUUCACAACCUCA
This is a messenger RNA of Malaya genurostris, 9367 nucleotides long. RefSeq lists its product as uncharacterized. Lineage: Eukaryota; Metazoa; Arthropoda; Insecta; Diptera; Culicidae. The transcript is spliced from 7 exons. Gene Ontology annotation, cellular component: cytoplasm. The coding region runs from base 5546 to 9220 and encodes 1224 amino acids. Gene Ontology annotation, biological process: regulation of GTPase activity; signal transduction. The record is from RefSeq and is a predicted model, not a curated record.